Trichoderma virens Gv29-8 is the source of this 414-nucleotide messenger RNA. RefSeq lists its product as uncharacterized. The record is from RefSeq and is a predicted model, not a curated record. The coding region runs from base 1 to 414 and encodes 137 amino acids. Lineage: Eukaryota; Fungi; Ascomycota; Sordariomycetes; Hypocreales; Hypocreaceae. The transcript has 2 exons.
AUGGAGGACUAUGAUGACAUGUCCGAGGACGAGCCAACUCUGCAACCUCCCACAACCGUUGUGGUGGUCGAUCCCAACGAAGGCCUCAUCUUGACCAAUAUUGUGGAAUCUACGCAGAAAGAAUCCGAUGCAGAUAAUCUUCCAGACGUUGACGUCAUCCAUGUCAUGGCGAUUGGCAAAGAAGAAGGCCGGCUUAGUCUUGAAGCUCUAUUUCCAUCAUCAAUGACUAGUAGAAGAAGAGAAUUUGCCUUUCGAUGUAAUAUAGCAAGAUUCCUUUACGGCGACUUCACGAACCAGGCCAUUGAUGACCUUGCCCGACAACUUCUCCAAAGCCUCAUUAUUUUGCAGAAGCAGGAUAAACAUGUCGGUUUCUAUCUCUCGACUGAUCUAAUAUCAUAUAUGAAGUUGAGCUAA